This is a messenger RNA of Gadus chalcogrammus (walleye pollock), 4612 nucleotides long. RefSeq names its product high-affinity choline transporter 1-like. Gene Ontology annotation, molecular function: choline:sodium symporter activity. Gene Ontology annotation, cellular component: plasma membrane. Gene Ontology annotation, biological process: choline transport; acetylcholine biosynthetic process; transmembrane transport. NCBI's taxonomy places the organism in Eukaryota, Metazoa, Chordata, Actinopteri, Gadiformes, Gadidae. The transcript has 8 exons. The record is from RefSeq and is a predicted model, not a curated record. Bases 465 to 2129 code for a protein of 554 amino acids.
UAUAAAUAAAUCGCUGUGUGGAAAAUGUGUCGCAUACCGUAUUAAUCAGGACGGCUGCGCGCUCGCUCAAUCAACCUCCAAUCAGUGUGCGCCAUUUAGGGCAGCCUGUACUACUGGUUUCUGUUAUCUCGUAGUAAUGCUCUGUGUUUCCUAUUGUCUGGGUUUCACAUCCUCUUCUUGUGCCGCCCCGGGCUGCGUAUCAUCUGUUGCCGCCUAAUUGCUCGGCAUCGUGCCAGCCUGUGUUAGGACGUUAAGGCAUUGUUCUGCUAUCGUCUCUUAAGAUAAGACGCAGUGAAUAAGGUGUGGUUUAGGGUUGGUGCUUUAGCUCCGACUCCAGCCGUCGUUCCCACAAUCCGCUCAGCGGGGCGUCAGUGAGCGUCACGCGCGUCAGAGGAGCUCUGCUCUGAUGCACGCGGCAGACUGACGAGCUCAUUUCGGAGCGAGAGCCGGAUGCUGCGGUCGCCAUGGCUGUGAACGUCGCCGGGGUGGUCGUGAUGGUCCUAUUUUAUCUCCUGGUCCUCGGGACCGGAGUGUGGGCCUCCUUUAAAUCCCGACGAGAGGCGAAGAAGACGCGGGGAGACAUGACGGAGAUGACGCUGCUUGGGAACCGCGGAAUCAAUCUGGUGGUCGGCAUCUUCACCAUGACCGCUACCUGGGUGGGGGGGGGCUUCAUCGUUGGGACGGCGGAGGCGGUCUACAACCCCUCCAUGGGGCUGAUCUGGGCUGUGAUGCCUGUCACAGCCACGCUCUGCUUCCUCGUUGGGGGCGUGUUCUUCGCCGGCCCAAUGAGAGACAACCGUUACGUGACGAUGAUGGAUCCUUUCCACAUCAAGUAUGGCAGCGUUACCACGGCAACUCUGGCUGUUGCGGCGCUGGCCUCAGAGGUCAUGUGGGUCGCAGGGACCCUGAUCGGUUUGGGUGUCACCAUGUCGGUGAUCCUGGACCUGUCCUACAGCGUCAGUAUCUGGAUCAGUGCUGCCGUGGCAAUCAGCUACACACUGCUGGGAGGGCUGUACUCAGUGGCCUACACCGACGUCAUCCAGCUUGUACUCAUCUUCAUCAGCCUGUGGCUGUGCGUCCCGUUCGCUAUGAUGAGCCCAGCUGCUGCAGACAUCACGGUGACGGCAUUCAACAACUCCUUCCAGCCCCCCUGGGUUGGCACUCUGGACUCAGGGGGGGUGUGGCUGUGGAUAGACAACUUCCUGCUGCUGGGCUUAGGUAACCUGGGUCUGCAGAACUUCCACCAGAGGACGUUGUCAGCGUCUUCAUCAGCGACCGCCAAGACCUGCUGCUUCGCCGCCGCCUUCAUCGUCCCCACUCUGGGCAUCCCCCCCAUCCUACUGGGAGCUGUGGCGGCUUCUACAGACUGGAACUUGACAGCCUAUGGUUCCCCGUCUCCUUACGAGCGUGGACAGACGGGUAUGAUCCUGCCCAUCGCCCUGAGCUACCUCACCCCCUCCUACAUCUCCAUCAUCGGCAUCGGCGCCGUGGCGGCGGCUGUUAUGUCGUCCACCGACUCGGCCUUGUUGUCCGCUGCCUCCAUCUUCUCCUCGAGCAUCUACAAGAACAUCCUGAGAACACAGGCCUCGGAUAGGGAGGUCCAGCUGGUGAUCCGGGCAUCGGUGGUGCUGGUGGGCCUGCUGGGGACGGCCCUCACCUUCCAGGACAGCAGUGUUCUGCUCAUGUGGAUGCUGAGGUCCGACCUCACCUACACCUUCAUGUUGCCCCAGCUCGUCUGCGUGCUGUUCUUCAGUAUAUCCAACGGUUACGGGGCUGUGUUGGGCUGCUUCACGGGGGUGCUGCUGAGGCUGCUGUGUGGGGAGCCCCUGCUGGGGAUUCAACCAGUCAUCCAUUUCCCAGGAUGCACUCUGGUGGACGGUGUGUAUGUUCAGUACUCCCCCAUAAGGACCAUCUGCAUGCUGUCGUCUCUGGCUGCCAUCUUGUCCUUCUCCUGGCUGUCCUCCCGGCUGUUCAAAGCCGGCCUUCUGCCUGCCUGCUGUGAUGUCUUCAACGUCCACCGCAAACAGCCACCAGGGGCCGCCAAAGUCCCAGGGGAGGACCUCAGCACCAAGGCCUUGGAGCAUGAAGCCUCCGAAGUUUCUGAACCCAUGUUAGAUUCCACAUGUUAGAGUCCACAUGUUAGAUUCCACUUGUUAGAGUCCACCUGUUAGAAUCCACAUUUGAAGGUACUCGCACGCUGCCCAAACAAACACCGAACCCCCAACUGGAGAACGCUGGCUGCUCCCCCGUCUCACUUCAGACGCUAGUUUAACUUCUAGUUAGACAAGCUCAAAUCUGGGUUAGUUAACCUCCAGUCAGACGAGCUCUAGUCUGAGUUAGUUUAACCUCCAGUCAGACGAGCUCUAGUCUGAGUUAGUUUAACCUCUAGUCAGACGAGCUUUAGUCUGGGUUACCUUAACCUCUAGUCAGACGAGCUCUAGUCUGGGUUAGUUUAACCUCUAGUCAGACGAGCUCUAGUCUGGGUUAGUUUAACCUCUAGUCAGACGAGCUCUAGUCUGGGUUAUCUUAACCUCUAGUCAGACGAGCUCAAGUCUGGGUUAUCUUAACCUCUAGUCAGAAGAGCUAAAUUCUGGUUUGUUUAACCUCUAGUCACACAAGCUCAAAUCUGGGUUAGUUUAACCUCUAGUCAGACGAUCUCUAGUCUGGGUUAGUUUAACCUCUAGUCAGACAAGCUCUAGUCUGGGUUAGUUUAACCUCUAGUCAGACAAAGUCUAGUCUGGGUUAGUUUAACCUCCUGUCAGACGAGCUCUAGUCUGGGUUAGUCUAACCUCUAGUCAGACGAGCUCUAGUCUGGGUUACUUUAACCUCUAGUCAGACGAACUUUAGUCUGGUGCUGUGUCUGAAAUCGCGCACUUACGUAAGUGCAAUUCCCUACAGUACACUUAUAGGCGCAGUGCUCUCAUUUCUACAGUACACUGUCAAAACAGCCUUCGCUCACCUAUAGGAAAUUAGUUUGCAGUUUGACGGUUCUUCUGUGGUAUUUAUUUUUUCGGCUUGAUCAUUUUCGUUAGUCGCCUGUAUGAGCGAUCUAGCAGUAUUCACGGUAUCGUUCUUGAUACCAACUCAUUACAGAAUUAACAACAUAAAAACAAUGUUUGGAUACAGCCCAAAACAUUGUAGUUGUACUGAAAAAAUAACCAAAUAUGUGUAAUUUAUUUACAUUUGUAGAGCACGUCGAUCUCAAAUGUUACAAUGUCCUCCAUUUUCCCAUUUGAAAUUUCCGCCCCCUCCGUAUGUAGACAAGAUGGCGGCCGUUGAGGGUGGCAAGUGUCCAUCGGUCCACACGCAAGUUUUAGAUAGUUUUGAGUGCGCCACCGAGGUACUUCCAGUGCACUGCGUUUUGGCACACUCUCUGUUUUUGCUCAAAGUGCACUCAAAAAGUAAGUGUAAGUAUAGAAGUGAGCGAUUUCAGACACAGCAUGAGUUAGUUUAACCUCUAGUCAGACAAGCUCUAGUCUGGGUUAAUAACGGCCAUUUCACUUUCAUUCACUUCCUAUUUGUGCCUAUAAACACUUAAUUAGCAAACACAAAGUCAGCCUAACCUCAGAAACUUUUGUGUGUACAUAAAAGGUUUCUACUGAAGGGGAUUAUGGCCACAUUUGAUUUCUCAUUUUGAGUUUAGUUUCAACUCAGACUUAAGUGUUGGGGGACCAUGGAGCGUGGGGUUCCCCUCCGGUAUGUUCCUAAAUCACUCACUGGAUUCGGUUCCUUGCAGGUAGCCUAUCUGUAAUUCAGACUUUAUUCUUGACUCAAACUCAAAAAUAAAAUUCUCAUGUGGCCCUAAUCCUUACCUUGUGGAAAUGAUGAUUAGAACCCUGUGGAAGGGUCAUGCUCAGCCCUCCAUGGUGGGCCCUGGCCUCGUCUCUGAGCCGUCUCCCCGGGAUGUUCUGCUUGAUCGGAGCAGGACUUGGGACCAGAGGUUCUGCUGGAUAUUAGGACUCUGGACCAGAGGUUCUCCUCGAUUAGAGGUUCUUCUGGAUUCUGGAAGGACUCUGGAUCAGAGGUUCUGCUGGAUUCCAGGGACUCUUGACCAAAGGUUCUGCUGGAUUCCAGAGACUCUGGAUCAGAGAUUCUGCUGGAUCGUAGCAGGACUCUGGAUCAGAGGAUCUUCUGGAUUCUAGGACUCUGGACCAGAUGUUCUAAUGGAUUCUAGGACUCUGGAUCAGAGGUUCUGCUGGAUUCUAGCAGGACUCUGGAUCAGUGGUUCUGCUGGAUCAGAGGUUCUUCUGGAUCAGAGCUUCUGCUGGAUCGGAGCAGGACUCUGGACCAGAUGAGCACUCCACCCCCCCCCCCCCCGUGUUUGGUACGACAGCGUGCAGUGCCUUCGCUCUACAGAUUACUUUAAACUACAUUUCAUUUUCAUUUUCUACUGGUACCUUGUUGCUUCGAAGAGGAGGACUUUUAAGGGCGUUUUUGUAUACUUUUAUAUGAAAUUGAAAUCCACGACGACAAUAGUACAACUCAUUUGUUUUGCCUGGUAACGCGAUGCCCUAAAUACUCGGGUUACCUGGUGAGAGCGACGUUCAAUAAAAAUGGAACAAUAAAUAAAAAGACAAAUCAUUUUCCAUACAUCCUGAAUGUUUUAAUAUUU